CACACACACACACACAUAUACACACACACAAUGUUCUACAGUUGACCAAAACCGCCAGAAGAUCAACGAUGAUUUAACUGUUUUCUUAGACGAACCUCUCGGUAAAGGUGCAUUUGGAGCAGUCUUCAAAGGCAGCUACAGGGGCGAGAUUUGUGCGGUCAAACUUUUGAUUUACGAGGCUGUAGAAAUGCAGACAGGUUUCCCAGCCGGUAAAAGUGAAGAAGCUAGCAAAGCAUUUGAUCGUGAGUGUGAGUAUCUCCAGUCACUCCAGCACCUAAACGUUGUUCUGUAUUUGUCGACUACUAAGCAUCCCAAAUCAGGUGGUACAAUCCUCGUUGUUGAGCUGAUGGAUUGCAAUCUGAGAUCCUAUUUCUCCGGCCUUGGUGAAGAGUCUAUCACUAGCGAAUAUGAAAUUAGCCUGUCCAAAGACAUGGCUUGUGGUCUGGCCUACAUUCACAGCAAGCAGAUUAUCCAUCGUGACCUCUGUGGCGAUAACGUCUUGCUGAAGCUUACACGACCAGUGCCUGUUGCAAAGAUUUCUGACUUUGGCAUGUCACGGCUAUACGAUCCCUCCAAGCUUAGCCACACCCUCACGGCCGUUGGUCACCGUAUGGGGUAUCUACCUCUCGAGGCUAUUCGAUUGGACAAGGAUAAUUACGAUAAUAGCUUGGAUGUGUUCUCUCUUGGGGCGAUUAUGAUGCAGAUUGUUUGCAAGCUGAAGACGAUCAAAUCUGUGGAAGAUCGAUCAUUCCAUGUUGCCCAGAUACCUCACACACACAGGUUGAGGAAGCUUAUCGACAGUUGUUUGCAAGAAGACAUGAGGAGGAGACCAUCUGCCAGGGACAUCUAUGUGGACCUGACGAGGGGCUUAGACACAGUGGAGGCAACAAAGAGGGAGUCAAAGGACACUCAACCAGUCAAGAAGGCUCACAGGGAACACAAAGAUUCUGAGCUGGUCAGGAGAGACGCCAUCAUUCAACAGCAGAGACAGAUGAGACAAAAUGCACCAUUAUAUUAUUGCAGAGCUAUAAUAGAAGCUUUGAUCUCUUAUAAUCGUACUGUACAUUCUAUUAGACUGGUGGGCGUGGCCUCUUAAGCUAAUUAGAGAAAGUGAUUUAGUGUGCAUGCAAUUAUUGCUGCAAGUAACACUCGCUUGUUAGUAGACACUAUCCUAAUUACACUCAUUCAUUAUUCAGGGUCCCCCUCCCAGAGAGUUGAGACCUCCACUCACUCUGAAAUGGAGAAGAGGAAAAGACAUGCCAAUCCACAUGGGUGACUCGGUACAGAGUGUUGUUAUCGGUGACACGGUGUAUGUUGGUGGAGGGUUUGCAGUCAAUGAUCGUGACAUAUAUACAGUGUUGAAGCUCGAGCAAGAUCAAUGGACCAAACUACCAGAGUACACUGCCAAGUACUUCGCUAUGACAUCACUCACUAAUCGACUAGUGUUGGUGGGAGGAAGUAAUCCAAAAAACAACAAACGUACCAAUCAGCUUGCAGUGUUUGAAUCAGGGGAAUGGACUCACCCGUACCCACCAAUGAACAUUGCUCGUUCUUCCUCAACAGCUGUCUCCUUCAACAACCACAUCAUUGUAGCUGGUGGGUAUGAUGAUAAAAGACGUGCCUCCUCCUCUGCAUGUGGAGGUGUUGGAUGUGGCAUCAAGAAGAUGGUACAUUGCUCAGUCACUACCUAACCAACGAUCAAAACUGAAAUCAACUCUCAUAGGAAACACCCUCUACCUAAUGGGAGGGUUCGAUCACACUCUGAGUGCAACCAAGACAGUGUACCACGUCGACCUCAAUGAACUCGUUGCAAAGGCCCAUUCGAACCUGGACACACCCACUCUCUGGCAGACCUUACAGGAAGCACCACUCGAGUGGUCAGCUCCUCUCAGUAUUGGGAGGUCACUAUUAGCCGUUGGUGGACGAGACGACAGAGCCAACCCAAGUUCAUCGAUCUACCUCUACCAGCCUGACACCAGGAGGUGGGUGAAAGUGGGAGACCUGCCCACUGCACGAUACUGCUGUACAUGCUCAGUACUUCCUAGUGGAGAGGUCAUUGUAGCCGGAGGACUGACAAUUAACGAUAUUGAUAUUCUUUUUAUUAUGUUGAGACAAUUAAGUUGCAACAGAAUUUUAUCGCAUA
Molecule: messenger RNA, 2143 nt
Organism: Halichondria panicea
Lineage: Eukaryota; Metazoa; Porifera; Demospongiae; Suberitida; Halichondriidae
Exons: 3
Coding region: 188-1096 (302 amino acids)
Biological process (GO): protein phosphorylation
Molecular function (GO): ATP binding; protein serine/threonine kinase activity
Source: RefSeq, a predicted model, not a curated record